AUCAUAAUAAUCGAGUUUGCCGGAGACAAAAAAGGGAUUGGGUUUAUUACGUAUGGUUCAGAGCAUCACUCAAGGUUGGGAAUAUAGGAAUCCCAUGUUUUUUUCUUUCUUUGCGGUGGAAAUUGAAUCUUGAUUCCUUCAAUUCCAUAAAUAGUAAUACAAAAUGGGUAAAAAGCAAUCCUUGCGGAGCAAAGCAGCAUACUUCGUUUCUGAUCUCACCACUGUUCUUCUCAACCCUAUCUCUGACAACAACAACAACAACAACAACAACAACAACAAACCCUCCAAACCCCCUCCUCCUCCUUCCGAAGAAGAAGUGGGUGAUGAGUCAAAGGGAAGUGAAUCAGAGGAAAAAAAUGAUUUAGUUGAUGGGCCUGAUACUUCAUCCUUCACUGCAUUCCUCUUUUCUUUGUUGUCUUCUUCGGAUUCUGGAGAUAACAAUGAUGGACAGAAUGAUGAUAUAACUGCAGCAUCAGCAUCAGCAGCUGGUGAUGAUCCUUUAUCAGACUCUUCCAUGAAAGAAAAUCUUGUUGUGAAGAAAAGUUUGUUUUCUAGGAGUAAGCAAUCACUUGGUAGAGCCAUCCACCAAGCUGUCAGAAUGGGUGGAUUUCGCAACCAAGACCGGAGAGAUAGUUAUGAAACCAAGUUUGAUGAUGGGCAUGGUGUUGAGAUGAGGCAGCUUCAGCCUGUUAAAGAGCCUGUGGUGGUACCUUUGGUUGAUCAUCUGCCAGAGAUUUCUGAACCUUCAAUGCUUAUUUCAGACAAUAUAAGAAGUGUUGUGUAUGCUUCACUUCCGGCUCUUAUUCAUGGGAGGAAAUGGAUUUUGUUAUACAGCACUUGGAAGCAUGGUAUAUCACUUUCAACUCUUUACCGGAGAAGCAUGAUUUGGCCCGGAAUCAGUUUGCUGGUUGUUGGAGACCGUAAAGGAGCAGUGUUUGGUGGCUUGGUUGAAGCACCUCUUAUACCAUCCAGCAAGAGGAAAUACCAGGGAACAAACAAUACAUUUGUUUUCACAAAUACCUCUGGGCGUCCUGUUAUAUAUCGCCCAACAGGAGUAAAUCGCUACUUCACACUUUGCACCACUAACUUUCUAGCGAUUGGUGGGGGAGGUCAUUUUGCGCUUUAUUUGGAUGGUGAUCUAUUGAAUGGGUCAAGUUCGGUCUCAGAAACUUACGGGAAUCCUUGCCUUGCACAUUCUCAAGACUUUGAAGUGAAGGAAGUAGAGUUGUGGGGCUUUGUAUUUCCCUCAAAGUAUGAGGAAAUAGUGGCAUUGAGCAGAACGGGGGCACCUGGGAUCUGUCGCUGGUAAAUAUCUCUGAAUAUGUUUCAUAUGUUAGUCGAAUGCCUACCAAUUUUAUGGAAUGAUCAUGCUGAGUCGUAAGCCUGGCAAUUUCCAACCAGUAAGGGAUGCAAAGUUGAUAGACAAUGUGAUGAAGAAAUCUUAUGUCUCCACCCAUGUGAUACUAUGUGACAUGCAUGUAAAUAUUUGCAAGGCUGUAUGUACAGAGAUCAUACACAUUACAAAAUGGCCAUUUUUGUGCAGAAUAAAAAUUGGUGCAGAUUUAUGUGCUUGCAUACUUAAAGCAGAUGAAGGAAAACUAAGGAUAACCCUAUGGGGCAAGUAUUUUUUUUUGUUUUUUUAAAGUUAGCUAUCCUGAAAGCCUAGAAUGGAAAUGCUUUAGAAGAAAGUUGUUGUCUUUUACAGCCUGUACAAAAGAUGUUCAGAAGGGAUCUUUUUAUAGGAUGGGCUGUUUCUAUCUCUACCGCUUCCUCAUAUGCAGCAUCAUGAGCACCAAGGGCGGCACGACUAGAGUGUAGAGAGGUCUUGAUUUUUUGGCCAUAUGCUGCAAUCCCAUUCCACAGUUUUCUCAAUCUGCAUGAACACUAGGAUCUCCUGGAACUGUUGUACCAGCAUCGUUCUGCUCAAAUGGUUGAACAUGAUCAGAGGCAGGUUAAGCAGGGUUUAAGUUUAUAAAUAACACACAAAAAGUAUAUAUUUUCUUUUAAGAGCAUGACAAAAUAAAAGAAAAUAUAUAUUUUCUUUUAACUAAAAUAGAAAAUCCACCUUUGGAAGGAGAAUCUCAAAAAUUGUCCUAGCGGUCGUUUUCAGGAUAAACAAAGUUAGCAUGAAUCAGCAUCCGCAUGUAUCCUUGCCAAUUAUCAAAAGAAAAAAGAGGGUAGAAAAAAAGAAAGAAAAGAAGCUAAGGUUAUGUGACCUGGCCAUUUAUUGACGCAAAAUAAAAAGGAGCCAAUGU
Gastrolobium bilobum is the source of this 2255-nucleotide messenger RNA. RefSeq lists its product as uncharacterized. The coding region runs from base 164 to 1309 and encodes 381 amino acids. The record is from RefSeq and is a predicted model, not a curated record. The transcript has 8 exons. Lineage: Eukaryota; Viridiplantae; Streptophyta; Magnoliopsida; Fabales; Fabaceae.